Chelonoidis abingdonii (Abingdon island giant tortoise) is the source of this 6404-nucleotide messenger RNA. It is a transcript of the gene KNDC1, whose product is annotated as kinase non-catalytic C-lobe domain containing 1. Lineage: Eukaryota; Metazoa; Chordata; Testudines; Testudinidae. The record is from RefSeq and is a predicted model, not a curated record. Gene Ontology annotation, molecular function: guanyl-nucleotide exchange factor activity. Gene Ontology annotation, cellular component: neuronal cell body; dendrite; guanyl-nucleotide exchange factor complex. Gene Ontology annotation, biological process: regulation of dendrite morphogenesis; small GTPase-mediated signal transduction.
CAGGGGCUGCUCCGGAGGCACGAGCAGGCGUUGGGCAUGAGUCGCAGAGGGCUGGGCUUGGAGCACGCAGCCAGGCUGCUGGGGUGAAGCCUUCGCCUGCCACUUCCUCCCCAGGCGGCAUGGAGACUGUGGACGCCGCGGUGGCUGGGUUUCCCGAGGAGGAGGAGGUGGGUUGCUAUGACUUCGAGCCGCUGCCGACGCUGCUGGAGGAUGAGGAGAAUGUGUCCCUUGCUGAUAUUCUGUCACUGCGGGAUAGCUGUCUUACUGAGCAAGAUGUCUGGGCAAUUUGCCUGGAGUGUAGCCAUUCUAUGAAGAGCAUCUCCCAUUCAGCAAUCUUCCAGACACUUUGCAUUACUCCUGACACUUUGGCUUUUAACACCAAUGGCAAUGUGUGCUUCAUGGAACAGCUCAGUGACGAUCCAGAAGGUGCCUUUGUCCCACCAGAAUUUGAUAUCACUGGUAACACAUUUGAGGCACAUAUCUAUUCUUUGGGUGCAACACUGAAAGCAACAAUUGAGUAUGUGACAGAGCCUGAGAUGGAGUCAGAGUUUGGGCAGGAUCUGCAGACUCUGCUGGAACAAAUGCAAGAAGAGAAUCCUGACGAUAGGCCAGAUAUUGAGAGUAUCAUCUCAUUAUGUGAAGAAAAAUUGAAGUUUGCUUCCUCAAGUAAUAUUUGUCAAAAUCUAUCUGCUGUUGGAAGAAGGGUGCUUUCAAUAGAAUCAUUUGGUACUUUUCAAGACAACUGUGAUAACAUGUGGAAGGGAAAAAUGUGCCAGACAAGUGUGGGAUUUAAAUUAUAUACAAAUGAAAAAAACAACAUAGAAGGUGAUUCCUCUACAAUGGAAGACAUGACAACAAGCUAUCACAGAGACUCUUCUAUAGCCAAUGUGGCCUUAAAUGCAAGAGAAUGUGGUUUAAAGGAAAUGCAAAUUGAUCUGAAUAAUGAAAGAUCUCAACAUUCACAACUUGCAACUGAGGUUAGAAAAAGCAAAGAGGAGGACAAGCAUGUAAUAUAUAAUGAAAGAUUUGCUAACAUUGUUUUGGAGCCAAAACCAUUUACUAAUGACAGAGAGAGAGAUGUUUUUAAGAAAAGUUGUUUGAGAAAAAUGAAAACUUUUCCAAAGCUACCGCUUGAAGUUACAGACACAAGUAAUGUUUUCACAUCUCUAUCAAACGGUGGACUACUGGCUUGUAAAAAACAAUCACUAACAUAUGAAUCAGUACCUCUAGACAAUAAUCAGGGUGCUGCUUCAGAGGGAAAAUGUAGUCCAUUCAAUGUUAAUAAUCCACCAGGAAUAAAACCAAAGAAUUACCAGGUCUCUGAUCUUCAGUUAGAUGCAUCUUGUGUGUGUACGCAGGUCUCUGGCAUGUAUCUAGAGGAAUAUAUGCCAUCCUUUAGUGGUAAAAAGAAAGCUGCUCUUUUAUGUAAUCAUAUAGAAGAAUCUUCCCAUGCUACCUCCAAAACUCGACAUACCACUAAUACAUUAAAAAACCCAGAUCAAUCUUCUGCUGCAGCAGAAGUGGUAAACAACUAUAUGGCACUGGAGGACUCUACCGAAACUUCUCAAGGAUCAAGUGACAAUUGUUUAGCACAUUUUAAUAAGAUGGCUUCAGUGUUUUCAACAAAAACCAAUAUGAAUGGAUAUGGGUCAAGCCUAAUUAGUUCUCCAGAAUUUCUUACUGGUGUGAUGAGUACAAACAAUAAUGAAAAUCACUAUGGAAGCAGAGAAUCAGAAGUCAAAAGUAAUGAGCAGGGAGUCUCUCUGAAACGUCUUUUGUCUUGGUAUGGUAAGCCACUGAAAGACUAUGAACUCUGGGCAUUAUGUCAUGAAUGCUUAUUUACUCUACAGACUUGCAUAGAUUAUCCAGUGUUUUUAUGUUUGGACUGUGUGCUGAUUGACUGCGAUGGAAAUGUUCUCUUUGCUGCUCCAAAAGAUGAAGGAUGUUAUGAUACGUUUUAUCUGGCUCCUGAAAUUGAAGAAAUGGAUUUUGUUGCUGAGAAGGUCUGUAUUUACUGUGUUGCUGCAAUUUUGUGGACAGCAGCCAAAUACAAUUAUCCACCUGAUCACAAACUAGUGUUGCCAAGGAAACUAAAGACUCUUCUUCUGGAUAUGGCAAAAAGAAACUCUGAAGAAAGGCCUUCUAUAACUGACGCAAUUAAGAUAUGCAGUAGUUAUCUACUUGAACAAAGUAUAAACAGCAAAAAGAUUCUGGCAUUUUUGAGUAAAUCUGCCUUCAAGGCUUUCAAUGAAGAAAUAAACUCUUCUCAAGAUAAUGUUCCUUUUGAGUUUAAAAAUAAAAGAAACAAAAUGGAUGCUUCAGAGUUUAGUGUAGGAUUUGUGCCCAUUACUAGUGAAAGUAAGCUGAUAGCAGUUAAAGGACCAGUGCCUUCUCAGACUUCUUUAAACAGUGAGACAUGUACAUUGCCUGUUGCAUACACCUCUUCUGCAACUCACUUUAAGCCUAUUAUACUGCAGCAAAACACAGAGCUAACAAAAGGGACACACGCAUCCACUCCUGAGCAAUUUGAUAGAUAUGUACCAAAAGAAAUGCAUAUGGAUGAUAACAACAAAUCAGUAUUUGUAGACGAUAUUGAAAACCAUGCUGAUGAAGAAGUUGUAGCUGCACCUGAGAUACCCAAGCAUGAUUUAAACAUACAAAACCAUUCAUCCCAAAUACCUUCAAAUGAACAAAAUCCAAGCAAUAUGGUUACAUCCACAGUUGAAUCACCAUCGCCAUCCGAUUCCUUAUGCAAUUUACGUGAAAAGAACACGUUAUCUGCAAUUUAUUCAAGCUCCUUAGUUUGUUCUACACCACAGAGGCUGCCUCUUAUAAAUAACUCCCUUCUCAAACAGGACCCAGAGACAAGAGUGUUGGCACUUGUACCAAUACAGCUAGCUGUGUCAGAGCAAAUACCAAAUAAACCUCUUGAGUCAAAAAUUGCUUAUGAUUGCUAUGAUCAUUUGCCUGUACUCCUUUCAAGUACAAUAGCAAAUUAUAACAGUGAGAUAAAUCUACAAAAUAAUUCCUUCCUUGGCCAGCUACAGAAUUAUGAGCCCACUAAGGUACAGACCAAACAUGAUAAAAUGAAAGACAAAUUUUUUAAUGUAUCAUUGUCUUCACCUAAUCAAAUUAUUCAGACCAGCUAUCUAGAAAACAAAGAAUGUAAUAGUGACAUAGGCAGUAGUUCACCUUUACCAGGACUCACAUCACAUUCAUCAGUGAAUCAAAAUGCAUCUUCUCCCUUCAGUGUAGAAAUUUUAUCCCAGCAGCAUGAGACAAAUGACACUUCAUUACAGAAAGCGGUGCAUCUUAUACAAGAAGAGUUUGCAUUUGAUGGCUAUCUGGAGUAUGGAGUUGAAGUUCUUGCUAUGGGUAACUAUAUUUUCACCUUAAAGGAUCUUAAGUUUGACGCUUUCUGUGAUGCAGUCUCUGAGAAGUUUUGUGACCUUUAUUGGGAUGAAAAAUUACUGGAGAAUCUUUACAAAGUACUAAGUGGGAAAACGACUCCACAAAUAGGCAUAACUGAAACAGAUGGAUCAAAACAUGGCAUUUUCCACAGUUUGAAGACAUCUGACGGUUUUUUGGUCAACAGCAAACAGACAAAGGGGAAAGAGAGACAGGUGGCCUCUGACACCAAAGCAGUGCCCACUACAGAUAUAUCAUGGGCUGAAAUGGACUCGGAUGAGCUUCCACGAGAUAAUUUUGAAAAAGAAUUGAGGCUGCAGAAGGUUAUAUUAAGAACAGAAAAGGGUGGAAGUUGUUUACAAAAUAAUGAUUGUCUCAGUCCUGACUUCACAGAAGAGAAUAGAGAACAAGAGGAGGAGACUUCUGAAAAUAAUUACCCUGUUUCCCCCAGCUCAUCUGACUUUCAAAGUUGCAGGCCUGGUUGGAGCAGUGCAUUCUACGGGGGAGAAUGCUUUAGUUCAGAAGUUUACAAUUAUAUGAAAAAACUUGGAAAGCGGGAAGUAAAUGAGUCACAGAAUAUAGAUUCGAAAAGAGUGGAACUUGAACAAAUACUAAUGAUUGAGACAAAAAAUUAUAGGAAAACUGUAAAAUUCUACCAGAAGCUUUUGCAGAAUGAGAGAAGAAACAAAGGUUCUGAUGUUAAAAGUAUGUUGCCCAAAUUGAGGGGACAGCUACAAGAAAUGAAAUCCAAGGUGCAAUUUCUUGAAUUGGUGAAAAAGUAUCUACAGAUCAUGUAUGCAGAGCAGUGGGGAGUGGAAUCAUGUGCACUUCCUACAGUAGUUAGCAUUACAAGAACUGAUGUGUUGGACAUCAGCCCUUUGGAUGAGUCGUCAUUGCUCAUUUUCUAUAAUAUGAUAAAGCACCGAUGUAAUAAUCAAAACAGGUCAAGGAUUCUACAAGCUGGGACACCACUUGGGUUAAUGGCAUAUCUAUUCUCCAGAAAUGCAUUUUUAGAAGGUUAUGUACAGCAGUUCCUCUACACAUUUCGUUAUUUCUGCACACAAGAAGAAUUGUUGAAGUUUCUUCUUGAUAGAAUCAGCAGCACUUUAUCCAGUGCAAAUGGGGAUCCCACCUCUCUGCUUAUCAAAAUAUACAAUCGGAGUUUCUACAUUCUGCAGGCUUGGAUUGAAGACUGUUAUAUUGUAGACUUUGCAAUAAAAACUGAUCUUUUGUGCAUGCUACAAGACUUUAUUUCUUCCAAGAUUGCUCCAUUAAAUGGCUAUGGUGAACGUUUGCUGGCAGUGCUUGAAAAUGCUACUGAUGGGAAACGUGGCAGUGCUUUCCAGUGCUAUAACUGGGAUGAGUGGAAGGAGGAAGAAGAGGAUGAUACAAAAUCUUUACAUUCAUUAUGCAAGAAGCUCUCUGAAGAUGUCAACCAAAAGAGCUUUAACUGGAAACUCGCCAAAGGAAAUGGCCCUAUUACACAUCAUCAGAAAGAAAGACCAUACACGGUUGGGUCAGCUUUACCGAAGCCAUGCUAUUACAGUUCUACAGAAGAAUUCUCUGGCUCUUAUGCUAAAGCAAAUGAAGGAGGAUCUCUCUUAACUGAAUAUAGUGCACAAGAGCUUUGCUGUGAACUGACACUGUUACAACAGGAAAUGUUUCAUAAAUGCCAUCCAGUACACUUCCUAAAUUCAAGAGCACUUGGUGUCAAAGAUAAGGGUACCACUGUACAAAAAGCUGUUCCCACUGAAUCACUGUCACUUAAAGUCUGUAACCUCUUUCUGCCAAAUUGCAUACAAGACAAGUACCUCUUACAGCUUUUAAGAAAUGCAGACAAUAUCAGCACCUGGGUUGCUGCUGAAAUUGUUACAAGUCAUACUUCCAAGUUGCAGGUGAAUUUACUAUCAAAAUUUCUCCUUAUAGCAAAAUUUUGCUAUGAACAAAGAAAUUUUGCUACUGCAAUGCAAAUUUUAAGAGGGCUAGAAAAUCUUGUAGUACGACAGCUACCAGCUUGGAAAAUUUUACCAUCAAAAGUGUCUGAAAUAAUGGAAGAACUCAAGGCUGUUGAGGUGUUUUUAAAAAGUGAUAGUUUGUGUUUGAUGGAAGGAGAGAGAUUCAAAACGCUCCCUACAAUUCCAUCAGUCCAUGUUCUGGCCAUGCACGUCCAGCAGCUUGAAACCGGAGGAUUUACUAUGACAAAUGGAGCUCAUAAGUGGACUAAACUUAGAAACAUUGCAAAAGUUGUGAGCCAAGUUCAUGCAUUUCAAGAAAAUCCCUAUACCUUUACUACAGAUUUCAAGCUCCAAUCUUACCUCAAACAAAGAAUAGCUCAUUUUAAUGAUGCAGACAUUUCUGCUUUAGCAGCUGACAACUGUGCCAACUUCCAUCAGAUACCAGCUGAAAAACAUUCCCGAAAAAUUCAGGACACAUUGCGCAGAAUGAAGGCAACAUUUCAAUAAAUGUUUACAUUUUAUCUGCUUGUUUAAUUCUAACUCCAGAGUAUAAAACUGUGGAUGAAAAUGGCUUCGACUCCUGUAUCAAUUCCCAAGCAAGCACUCGAGUGAAAGUAGUUUUAAAACAUUAGCUCUAUCUGAAAUGGAUAUAUUUCUCAUCACAGAAUCAUAAAAUGCUAGCUAAUGAAAAAUCUUAGACCUGAGCAACGGGAAAAAAGGAUGACUAGUCUCUAGUAUGAAAAUAAUCCUUCGAUGAUGUCAGAAGAGAAGUAAUGUGUAAAGAAGCUAAUGUUUCAACUUUCAGUGCUGUUUUGGCCUAAGAGAAUUCAGAUUAUAAUUGACAAAGUAUAGAUUAUAUUUUUUAUGUAAGCACUGUACAUGUAUAUCCUGUCACUGUGUAUUUGAAUUUAUGGAUAUAGAUCAUCUGCUAGCCUUACAUUUUGGAUGGGUUUUGCUUUUGUCUUAGUUUUAAAUUACAAAUGUCAACACUACACUCUUGAUUUUGAGUGAUGGAGAAUCUUCCCACUGGACAUCAAGACA